Limulus polyphemus (Atlantic horseshoe crab) is the source of this 1382-nucleotide messenger RNA. Its product is annotated as anoctamin-4-like. Lineage: Eukaryota; Metazoa; Arthropoda; Merostomata; Xiphosura; Limulidae. Gene Ontology annotation, molecular function: chloride channel activity. The record is from RefSeq and is a predicted model, not a curated record. Gene Ontology annotation, biological process: chloride transmembrane transport. Gene Ontology annotation, cellular component: plasma membrane. The coding region runs from base 99 to 1064 and encodes 321 amino acids. The transcript has 8 exons.
UUCUUUAAAGGUUCUUUGGCCACCCAGGUGAUACCAUCACAAUUUUUGGACAUAAACAAGAUAAGUGUGACAGUGGACACUGUUUGUUCGAAGUUUUCAUGCUGCUAAGUAUUGUCAUGGUUGGGAAACAGGUCUUCAAUAAUGUAUAUAAUUUUGUAAUAAUGAAGUUCACAUACUGGUGGAGAUCCUAUAGGAGAUCCAGAGGAAGGGAUAUUCCUCAACAAGCAACUACCCGUUGGGAAAAAGACUAUAACUUGGAUCCUGCUGAUACAAUGGCACUUUUUGAUGAAUAUUUAGCAAUGGUUAUUCAGUUUGGCUUCCUGACAUUAUUUGUAUCAGGUUUCCCUUUGGCACCAGCAUUUGCUCUACUCAACAGUGUGAUAGAAAUUCGUUUAGAUGCCUACAAAUUUGUGACACAUUUGAGGAGACCUCUUCCUUUACAAGUACAAAAUAUUGGAGCUUGGCAAUCUAUUUUGAAAGGAUUAUCAUCAGUUGCUAUUGUUACUAAUUCUUUCUUAAUAGCCUACACAACUAAUUUUAUCCCCCGACUUGUGUAUAUGUUCAUCUACAGCUAUGAUGGUAGCCUGACAGGAUAUGUAAACAAUUCUUUGUCUUAUUUUGACACAAGUGACUUUACUGAUAUAAAUAAACCAGAAACCAUGACUUUAGAUGGAAAGCAUGUACAUACCUGCAGAUAUUUGGACUAUCGACAUCCACCAAGUUAUGAGAACAAGUACACUUUUUCUUUACAGUAUUGGCACAUUUUUGCUGCUAGACUAGCUUUUAUUGUAGUCUUUGAGCAUUUGGUCAUAUUUGUUACAAGUCUUAUAGCUUAUUAUAUACCUGACAUCCCCCGCAAUGUUCAGACACAAAUCCAACGAGAACAGAUUUUAGCACAAGCAGCUCUUUACCGGGAUGAGAUGAGACACAGUAGAAGACCUGGAGACCAAAGACAUCAAAGAUCCAGAGAUUUCAGUAGCCAAAGUUCAGAUCAAAAUAAUGGUAAUCUAAUGUAUAGUCCAACAGAUUGUAGCUGUGGGGAAGAUUCAUACUAUACUUUAUAGACUCUUAUUACACACCUUUUUAUCCCAGUUUGUUUUCUUUUUCUUCAAUUAUGUUUUUUCUUUGUACUUUUUAUUUACUUGAACUAAAGUUUUACUGUUAUUUUCAAUAUGCAAUGUGAUUUGUGUUUAACAGUGUAGCUUUAUUAAGAUAAUUUUUCCACAUAAAGUCAGGAUGUUAUUAUGUAUAUAUUACCAUAGUACUCUGUUUCUAAGUGUUAUCAAACUGUGAUGUGCAUUUGAAGCGGAUAUUAUUUUUGUUUUGUUUUUAGUAUAAAGUUUAUCAGAAGUAGUGCUUCAAAAUGAUUUUAUAGGUCCUGC